Messenger RNA from Pimephales promelas (fathead minnow), 655 nucleotides. Lineage: Eukaryota; Metazoa; Chordata; Actinopteri; Cypriniformes; Leuciscidae. The record is from RefSeq and is a predicted model, not a curated record.
AACCAAACACAGGCACAACCUCUCUACAACAAUCACCUCUCUGAUGCUACUGUAGAACCUUGUCUUACAGGAUGAAACCCAGAAGAUUACUGCUGUCUGUGGCUCCUCUACCGACAAUAACGGAGUCGCACGAGGACCUCUCGCAGACCCUGGAUGAAUACGUGAACUCCAUUAAAGAAUUGGCCCAGCCUGCUUGCGGCCCUUUGAGGAUAUCCAGGACUCAGAGGCGUAAACCCGUGGGGAAGCACACAGGCUCUUCCAGGGCUCUGCGACCCUGCCGCAUUUCGCUCGGCCUGGAUGAGGUUACGCUGAGGUUCAGCAGCCAGAAGGACUGUGGCACUAAAGAUCCACUGGACUGGUUGUUUGCACAGACACACUUACAGUCACACGGAGAGAAUUUGCGCAGGACCGACAGCGCACCUGCUGCUUUGUGGUUACUCUAAUGCGCCAAAGCAUAUGUGACAUGCUGAUGGGAGGAUAACACUGAACGUUUGAUGGAUGAACGCAAUGGAGAAUUGAACUGAACUUCUUAAUUUAUUGUCUGAAGAAACUUUUUGUACAAAUGUUUUUUGCUUAUGUUUACAUGUUUGCUGUCAAAGGCAUGGUUUUCUACAUUCUAUGCUUUUUAAAAUAAAAAAAUAAAUAAAAUAAAAAA